This is a messenger RNA of Dictyostelium purpureum, 384 nucleotides long. RefSeq lists its product as uncharacterized. The record is from RefSeq and is a predicted model, not a curated record. Gene Ontology annotation, cellular component: mitochondrial large ribosomal subunit. NCBI's taxonomy places the organism in Eukaryota, Evosea, Eumycetozoa, Dictyosteliales, Dictyosteliaceae. The transcript is spliced from 3 exons. The coding region runs from base 1 to 384 and encodes 127 amino acids. Gene Ontology annotation, molecular function: structural constituent of ribosome. Gene Ontology annotation, biological process: mitochondrial translation.
AUGUCAAAGAACGGUGUUUGGCAAUUAAAAAAACUUGUUAUUAACUAUUGCGAAUUUUCAGGUAGCAGUAAAUAUGUUAGAAAUAUUUUAGGUUCAUCAAUCAAACAAUUUAAAGAAUUAAACCCACAAAUCCAAGUUGAAGAAUCAGUUGUUCGUGGUGGUCAUCCAUCUUUAUUAGCAACUUAUGAAUCAGGUGUUACUAAAUUUGUACCAUUAAGAGGCAGAGAAGAAGAUAAAGUUGUUAAACAUAUGGAAAAUCUUAGAGAUACAUCAGGUGAAAGACCUAGAAAAUUUGGAGAUAGAUAUGUUAAAAAGACUGAAAGUAUACAAGGUUUAUGGAAUCCAUUCAUUAAUUUUAAAUCUGCUGAAUCAACUUCAAAUUAA